CGCUCGAGCAGACUGACUUCCUACAGCAGCGAGUUCAAAAAACUAAACAAACUUGGAGAGUAGCCUAACGCUCAAAUUCUCUUCUAAAGUUAGCAGCCAAACUGCCUUCCCGCCACCUCACAGAAACAUUAGUUUCUCUGCUACAGCAGUGUACUAAUGUGUAGCCUAUCUCCGAAGCAAAGGCAACAUUGUAGCACCUUUGAAAAUGCUGACACCCGUGGUUUCAAUCACAAAGGGUACACUCGUUUCAAACGCCAACUAGUAAGCUGUCUGGAAGAACCGUGAAGAUAUAACUUAACCUCAUUUAAUGACCCAACAACUGUCCAAAAGCAGGAAAUGGCAAGUAAACGCUCCGCUAAGGGAAGUGCUAUUCCAGAAGCGUUUGCCUUAACAGUUGAGUCCAAGGCCGGUGAUGAGCGGAGGGAGGGCGCGGUUAAACCGGGCUCCAGUUCCACCUGGGAGGGGUUCAGGCGUAAGGUGUGUCUGCUGGUUCCGUUCCUGUGGCCCAAGAGCAGCACCAGACUCCAGGCUCUGGUUCUCCUCUGUCUCAGCCUACUGGGUCUAGAACGGUUCCUCAAUGUUCUAGUACCCAUUUAUAACAAGAAGAUAGUUAAUGAGCUGUCGGAGAAGGAGGCUUGGGGAACUCUGGCCUUCACCGUCUGCAUCUAUGUCCUCAUCAAGUUUCUGCAGGGCAGUGGAGCAGGUACGUCGGGCUUUGUGAGUAACGUGCGCUCGUUCGUGUGGACUCGGGUGCAGCAGCACACGUCUCUGCAGGUGCAGCUGCGUCUCUUCUCCCACCUGCACGCACUCUCUCUGCGGUGGCACCUGGGCCGCCAGACCGGGGACGUGCUCCGCAGCGUGGACCGAGGGACUGCCUCCGUCAACAACCUGCUGCUAUACAUUGUGUUCAGCAUCGUACCCACUAUUGCAGACAUAGUCAUCGCCAUCAUCUACUUCGUCUCCUACUUCAACGCCUGGUUCGGCCUUAUCGUCCUCAUCUGCAUGAUCCUUUACCUCACUCUCACCAUUAUCAUCACUGAGUGGCGGACCAAGUACCGCCGUGAGAUGAACACUCAGGACAACAUCGCCAAGUCCAAGGCUGUGGACUCACUGCUCAACUUUGAGACGGUGAAGUACUACAACUCAGAGAAAUAUGAAGUGAAAUGUUUUGAAGAGGCCAUCCUGAAGUACCAGGCGUGUGAGUGGAAGAGUAGUGCGUCCCUGGCGCUGCUGAAUGAGGUGCAGAAUCUCAUCAUCGGGGCCGGCCUGCUGGCGGGAUCACUGCUCUGCGCCCAUUUUGUUACCGUGGAUACCUUUAAAGUGGGGGACUACGUCCUGUUCAGCACCUACAUCAUCCAGCUCUACACCCCUCUCAACUGGUUUGGCACAUACUACAGAAUGAUCCAGAGUGCUUUUGUUGACAUGGAGAAAAUGUUUGAGCUGCUCCUUGAGGACAGAGAGGUGAAGGAUGAGGUCAAUGCUGGGGAUUUGCAGUUCCAAGAGGGGAAGGUGGAGUUCCAGAAUGUUUGCUUCAGCUAUGUUGAAGGGAAGGAGAUUCUGAAUGACGUCUCGUUCGUGCGCUGCCUGGACAGACUGUGGCACUGGUGGGUAUGUCUGGAGCAGGCAAAAGCACGCUACUUAGGCUGCUGUUCCGCUUCUACGAUGUGCAGUCAGGAUGUAUCCGACUCGAUGGCCAGGACAUCAGUAAGCUGUCCCAAAUUCUACUUGGCACUGUCCCAAACUUAA
Alosa alosa (allis shad) is the source of this 1746-nucleotide messenger RNA. Its product is annotated as ATP-binding cassette sub-family B member 6-like. The transcript has 14 exons. Lineage: Eukaryota; Metazoa; Chordata; Actinopteri; Clupeiformes; Clupeidae. Gene Ontology annotation, cellular component: membrane. Gene Ontology annotation, molecular function: ATP binding; heme binding; ABC-type heme transporter activity. Bases 337 to 1746 code for a protein of 469 amino acids. The record is from RefSeq and is a predicted model, not a curated record. Gene Ontology annotation, biological process: transmembrane transport; heme transport.